AUGAGUAGGAAACAAGAUGUGUUUUUAAUAUGCUUUUCAUUGGUGAGCCCAGCGUCCUUUGAGAACGUCCGUGCAAAGUGGUACCCCGAGGUGCGACACCACUGCCCCAACACACCCAUCAUCCUGGUGGGCACCAAACUGGACCUGCGGGAUGAUAAGGACACCAUAGAGCGGCUGCGGGACAAGAAGCUGUCUCCCAUCACAUACCCGCAGGGUCUGGCCAUGGCCCGAGAGAUCGGGUCUGUGAAGUAUCUGGAGUGCUCUGCUCUGACGCAGCGCGGGCUAAAGACUGUGUUUGACGAAGCCAUCCGCGCCGUCCUCUGCCCUCCACCUGUCAAAAAACGCGGCAAACGCUGCACUCUCUUCUGAGCGCACACAGAUUUUUAAUCAGCCUCUUGGAAAAUAUACUGUACUACUCUCGCAGGUUCAGUGACAGCCGUCCAUGAAGCUCUAAUGCACAUCACAUAUAUAUGAACCAUCGGUAGAGGGAAAGCUCGUGCCCCGAGACGUAAUAUUCCAUUUCAUAUCGUUUAUAUGAGAAGUUUUAGUGGUACAGUGUAAUUGUUGACAUACUGUAAGUGUUGUAAAGGAAGCGUGUCAAAGACAUGGGAACGUUCUGUUGGUUUAGACGCUCUUGUACAAAGCUAACCGUUCGCAGUAUUAGUUCACGACCCAUGAGCGAGUCAAACAGGAGAUUCAACGAGAAAGAAACGUAGCAAAUGUUUGGAUCGUGAAAAGCGAAGCUGGUCAUGGAAGGGUUAAAAAUCAAGUUCAGUUUUGUGCCCAGCUAACAAAAAAAAAGAGUUCUAAGAACGUUUUGCUACACAAGUUCUGAAAACAUUAUUUCUGAACAUUUUUAAAAAAUGCAAACAUCAAAGGAACGUUCCAUUUUAUUAUCUGGCAAACAUGAGAAUGUUACUUUUGAAUGUUCUCUGAAGUGCC
Messenger RNA from Sinocyclocheilus rhinocerous, 942 nucleotides. RefSeq names its product ras-related C3 botulinum toxin substrate 3-like. Gene Ontology annotation, biological process: small GTPase-mediated signal transduction. Lineage: Eukaryota; Metazoa; Chordata; Actinopteri; Cypriniformes; Cyprinidae. The record is from RefSeq and is a predicted model, not a curated record. Gene Ontology annotation, molecular function: GTP binding; GTPase activity. Bases 1 to 369 code for a protein of 122 amino acids. The transcript has 4 exons.